AUGACAGAACAUCAAUACCAAGAAAUUGAGCAGCAACGUGACUCAAAUAGAUUACAACAACAAAAUGAAGAUCUACCAAUGGAUCUUGGAAGUCUUCAAGACAUUUUCACAUUUCAAUUUAUUGAGGGGAGACCUAUAACGAAUUUUAUUUUAGCCAUACUUUGGAGUAUUGGUUUACCUAUAUUAUUAUACCAUUUAUUGAAACAUCAUUUAGGACAAGUAUUAGCUAUGAUCAUUGCUUCUUGUCCUCCUUUAAUUAUCGUAGUCUCUCGAAUGAUUAAAACCAAAACAAUGGAUGUAUUAGGCUUUGUGGCAGGUAUUAGUUUUUUAAUAUCUGGCAUAAUUUCUAUUGCACAACCAUCGCCUCAAGUUUCUACUGUUUGUGAAUCCAUUGUACCUCUUUUAGUCGGUAUAUUUUGUUUAUUAUCUUUAUUUCCUAUCAAAAUGGGUUCGUUUCAAUUACGUCCUCUUAUCUUUCAAGUUGCAAAUCAAAUCAUGCCUCGUACAGCAGAGAGUGAAGAAUUAGAAACGAUCGAUCAAGAACGAACACAACAGCAGUCUACGUCAAGUAGUACGACGGAUAAACAGAGUAGACUCAAUUGGAUUUAUAAUCAUAUGUCCAAGUUUAGAACAGAUUUAAGAAUAUUAACUGCUUGUUGGGGUAUAACGCUCAUCAUAGGCUUUAUUAUCAAAGUGAUCAUUACAUAUACAAAUGCUGAUAUUACUGCUGCUCAAAAUUUUGGUUAUAUUUUCUUUUCUUUAGCGACUGUAGCUUUGACGGUUUUUUCAUGGUUAUUUACAAAGAUCAUGAAAAGACAUGUUAAAGAGCAAGCAGGUGAGAUGCAGCAGCAAAAGCAUUAUGAGAAUGAAGGUUAUGAUAAUAUUCAAUGGGGUAUUCAGGCCAUGUCCAAUGAAUUUAAUCAGAUAGUUUAUUAA
Messenger RNA from Cokeromyces recurvatus, 936 nucleotides. RefSeq lists its product as uncharacterized. NCBI's taxonomy places the organism in Eukaryota, Fungi, Mucoromycota, Mucoromycetes, Mucorales, Mucoraceae. The transcript is spliced from 3 exons. The coding region runs from base 1 to 936 and encodes 311 amino acids. The record is from RefSeq and is a predicted model, not a curated record.